CCACGGUGUCAUAUCGAGUCCCUUCCAGUGGAGUUACUGUCAUACAUAUUCACGUUAGCCACACACGACUGUGACUCUGAAGAAGGACGCGUAUUCAGUCCUGAAAGUGUAACUCUGCCAACUGUACUGGCGUCCGUGAAUUCCCGCUGGAGAAAGCUUGCACUAUCUGUCCCGACCUUAUGGUCAACACUCAGUAUU
Molecule: messenger RNA, 198 nt
Organism: Suillus discolor
Lineage: Eukaryota; Fungi; Basidiomycota; Agaricomycetes; Boletales; Suillaceae
Exons: 1
Source: RefSeq, a predicted model, not a curated record